Molecule: messenger RNA, 471 nt
Organism: Symbiodinium sp. CCMP2456
Lineage: Eukaryota; Dinophyceae; Suessiales; Symbiodiniaceae
Source: the annotation of a GenBank genome assembly
AUGCAGCAGGCAGCGAAUCCUUGGGAUUUGUCAGCCCGUUCCGCCAGCAGCAUGGACGAGCCCCAACCGUCGUCGAGGAGCAUGAACAAAGUGAAGCCAGACAAGAUGCAACGAGCAGCUAUGCAGAGCCUGGCCGAAGCAGAUGUGUUGCAGUUGCUUCUGCAGCAGGUCUUUGAGCGGGCUUCUUUGGAUGGAGUGCUUAUCGAGUCCUUCUACCUGCAGCAGCAGAUCCACUGGGAGAUCGAGAAAUGCUCCAGUCCACGUCUUUCAUCACCCAAAACAAUGAGGACCAUGAGGAAUCUGCACAAGCUCCUCACUCGCAUGAGCUUGAAGCGAAUGAUUCAGUUUAUCCAGCAUAGCCCCGUUCGUGACCACAGCUUCCUCGACGAUGUGCAGACACAGAUGGCCUCCUUAAGGGCGGGCACGAGUGACCUCAGUGGCGUGAGGCUUGCCAAGUCUGUAUGGCUGUAG